Molecule: messenger RNA, 927 nt
Organism: Geodia barretti
Lineage: Eukaryota; Metazoa; Porifera; Demospongiae; Tetractinellida; Geodiidae
Source: the annotation of a GenBank genome assembly
AUGUUCGUCACAACAGCGAAUCAACUGCACACGAUUCCACCACCCUUGCGCGACCGGAUGGAAACAAUAGAACUCCUCGGUUACACCGCCAACGAGAAACAGAUUAUUGCUAAGCAGUAUCUAAUUCCUCGCCAGUUGACUGCAAAUGGACUGAAAGACGAUUUGAUUCACAUUAGAGAUACAGCCAUUGAUAAAGUGAUCAGUGCGUAUACCCGCGAAGCGGGUGUGCGAAAUUUGGAGCGCGAACUCGGUACCGUUUGCCGUAAAGUGGCGCGCCGUGUUGCUGAAGGAAAGCCGGAUCGGACAACUAUUGCGACUAGGGAUAUUCAACGCUAUUUGGGACCCGCGAAGUUUGAUUCUGAGAUUGCCGGACGUAAAUCCGACAUCGGUGUGGCAACAGGGCUAUCUGUCACACCUGCUGGUGGGGAAAUCCUUUUCAUUGAGGCAGCCACCACCAAAAAGACAAAUGCGCAUACCCAACUACGCAUCACCGGACAGAUCGGCGAUGUCAUGCAGGAAUCUGUACAAGCCGCGCUUAGUUAUGUUAAAUCCCAAUCCGACGCGCUCCAAUUUAACCCGGGUGUAUUAGAAGAUGAUAUUCAUGUACAUGUGCCCGCAGGGGCAAUUCCGAAGGAUGGUCCCUCGGCUGGUAUUACCAUUGCGACUGCCCUCGCCUCUAUCGCCACUCAGCAACAGAUUAGUCCUGAGAUCGCUAUGACAGGUGAACUCACGCUCAGAGGCAGAGUUUUACCUAUCGGUGGCGUGAAGGAAAAAAUCCUUGCGGCGAAGCAGGCAGGCAUUAAGAAAGUCAUUCUGCCACUGGGCAACAAAAAACAUUUCAUUGAAGUUCCCAAAGACAUUCAAAAAGGUGUUGAGUUUCUGUUUGUAGAACAUGUAACCGAAGUUUUCACGGAGGUAUUCACAUGA